GCCGGCUCCUCAGCACAUCAAGCUCAGAGUAAUCUUCUCCUCAGAAGAGUUGAGACCAAAGACAUACUAAGAGUCCACUGCAGGUUAUUACACAUACCAGUUAAAAUGGAGUUGUUUUUUGGAUUAUCCCGUGGAUCUAAGACCUCAUGGAUCAGCUUGACCUUUCUAUGCUCAAUGGUGUGCAUGUGGACGACAGUAGAUGGCUGGUCCUACUUCUACUCUGACAACACCAUGAACUGGCAGCAAGCUAGAGACUGGUGCCGGGAGCACUACACAGACAUGGUGGCCAUCCAGAACCAGGAGGAGAUCAAGCAUCUCGGUAGCUGGCUGCCCAAGAAAUCCACCUACUACUGGAUUGGGAUCCGCAAGAUCAAUGAUGUCUGGACCUGGGUAGGAACAAACAAGACUCUGACAGCAGAAGCAACCAACUGGGCAAUUGGUGAACCAAACAACGGCAAGAGUGGACACAAUACAGGGUUGAAUGAGGACUGCGUGGAGAUGUACAUUAAAAGGAGUGCACAAGCCAGCAAAUGGAAUGAUGAGCGGUGCGGGAAGCUGAAGACCGCUCUGUGCUACGCAGCUGCCUGUAAGAACGACUCAUGCCUCUACGGAGAGUGUGUGGAAACCAUCAACAGCCACAGGUGUGAGUGCUUUGAAGGCUUUUAUGGAGAGCAGUGUGAGCAAGUUGUUAAGUGUAACGAAGAUGAAGUGACCGUUCCGAAUAAAGGAAGUGUAGAAUGCACUCACAAGUACGGAGACUUCUCCUACGACUCCUCGUGCCAGUACGCCUGUGAGGAAGGAUACCAGCUGAGUAUGUCAAGACCUCUGAUAUGCACUGCCUCCAAACAGUGGUCAGAGCAGCCUCCUACAUGUGAAUUGGUCCAGUGUCCGGAGCUGUCCAGCCCAGCAAGAGGAUCCGUGAAGUGCUCCGAUCCUCUGGGUCCCUCCAGCUUCCAGUCCACCUGUGUGUAUACCUGUGAUGAAGGCUACGUACUGGCUGGUUCUCCAUCUAACACUCUGCAAUGUGAAGCGUCAGGAUUUUGGAACGCCUCACAGCCAUCAUGUGUUGCUGUGCAGUGCCCUGAUCUCCAGGAGCUGGACAAUGGUGUUGUCAGCUGUAGAGAUGAUGUAGAAAGGAUGUUCAGCUACGAAAACACCUGCAGCUUCAGCUGCAAGCCCGGCUACCACCUGGUGGGACCGAGCGAGGUGACCUGCACGUCAGCAGCUGAGUGGAGUGAGAGGAUGCCUCGCUGUGAAGCCAUCACUUGCCAGAAUCCAGAGGGAGAAGCUCACCUCAUCACCCAGUGCAGCCAACCUUUGACUGACCUGCGGCCAGACUCCACCUGCAGCUUCAGCUGUGAAGAAGGCUUCGAACUGCAGGGAGCACACAUCACUCGGUGCUCUGAGGACGGACAGUGGAGUAAAGCCAUACCUACCUGCAAAGCAAUUGGAUGUCCUGUUCCUGAGAUCCCCACAAAUGUCCAGAUCAGCUGCAGCCCCUCUCCGUCUUCACCUGUUUCUUCUGUGACUCAACAUCCACUUGGUAUGGUGUGCACUUUCAGCUGCGACGAAGGUCAUGAGCUGCAAGGUGCACUCAGCAUGGACUGUGCAAAUCCUGGCCAGUGGACCUCCACACCACCGAACUGCACAGCGGUGAGAUGCCCACUGCUCGAGGCGCCUGAAAACGGUCAUAUCAACUGCUCAAACAGUGAAUCAGUGUACAACUCACAGUGCUCCUUCGCAUGCAAUCAAGAUUACUCAUUAAUCGGACAUGAGCUGCUGACCUGUGAUCGCCAUGGCAAUUGGACUGGAGAGAAACCCACCUGCAAAGCUCUCUCAACUCAGACUGCUGCCUUCGCUUCCGGUGCGGUAGCUGGAGGCGCUCUGUUAUCUGGUCUGUUUGUGGCUAUGUGGAUCCUGAAACGACUGAAGAAGAAAGCCACGAAGUUUGAGCUGAACAGCACCUCUGAGAUAGAAGACCCUCCACAGUCCUACAAAAACAGCGUCGACAGCCUCAUAAUGUCUCAAGGAUCAGUUGGGAGACAAAGCCUGCAUCACAUGGUGCUGAUAGCUGCAUUGAUUGCAUUUGCCAGAGACCCGAGCAGCGGUGGAGGAGCACAGGCAUGGACCUACAGCUACAGCACCAGUCCAAACCGUAGAUGGCUUGAAGCCCGCCAGUGGUGCCAGCAGCACUUCACAGACGUGGUGCCCAUCCGUAACAAGGAAGAGAAUGACUUUAUCAACAAUCUGGUGCCAUUUCACUCAAGAUACUACUGGAUAGGCAUAGGCAAGAAGGAUGGAGAGUGGAUCUGGAAAGAAAACGAUGAAAAGGUGCCCAAAGAAGUUGAGAACUGGGCACCGGAGGAGCCAGAUGACAUAGCAGAGCAGGACUGCGUGGAGAUUUACAUUAAGAGGCAGCAAGACAUGGCCACGUGGAACAAUGAGAACUGUCUCAAGAGGAAAGGAACCAUCUGCUACAGUGUCUCCUGUACAAAGGAUUCCUGCAGUGCUAAUGCAGACUGUGUGGAGACUAUAGGGAACUAUACCUGCCUGUGCCAUCCUGGUUUCCUGGGAUCACGCUGUGAAGAGGCAAUCUCAUGCGAACCCUUGCUGGAUCCAGAACAAGGUUCUCACUACUGUUUCCAUCCCCACGGGUCCAGUCGGUUCAACUCUUCCUGCCAUUUCCACUGUGAACUUGGCUUUCAGUUGGUCGGCGUGCCACAACUGUUAUGCCAAGCCAGUGGACGUUGGAACCACCCUGUCCCUCUGUGUCAAGCCACACAGUGUCCAGCUCUGAACCACACCAGCAUCAGCGCAGGUAGUUUGACCUGCAACCACCCCAUUGCACCUUACAGCUACAACUCCACCUGUGAGGUCAGGUGUGAUGAAGGCUAUGAGCACAGUGGAGCGGACCAGAUACGUUGUGACCACACCGGCAAGUGGACAGCCAGUGUCCCAACAUGUACAAUAAAAAAGUGCUCCCCCAUUUUCUUCCCUGUCACGGGCAAUGUGACAUGUGUGGACGCUGUGGAGCCUUUCUCCUUUGGCUCACGGUGUAACUUCACCUGCCAGGAAGGCCGCUACCUGACCGGAGACAACACAUUCACCUGUCUGGCCUCGGGACAAUGGAGCAACCCUACACCUACAUGCACAGUGGUACAGUGCAACAGUUUAACGGCUCCGCCCCAUGCCUCCAUGCAAUGUCAGGACCCUCUGGGGGCAUACAGCUUUGGGUCAACAUGUACGCUGCAAUGUGAAGAGGGAUUUGAUCUGAUUGGCACAACCAUUACAAAAUGUUCUGCACAGGGCAACUGGAGUCAUGCACUUCCUCUUUGCCAGGCUAAGAAAUGUAAUCCAAUAAAUCCACCUCAUGGCUCCCUGUCCUGUUCUGACCCAAAUGGUCUAUUCAGUUUUGGUUCUCUGUGCACGACAACAUGUGACGAAGGCUUUCUACUGAAUGGGACAGCCAGCACUGAGUGCACCUCCCUGGGCAGGUGGAGUGUAGACGUACCACAUUGCUUAGCCAUGAGGUGUCCCGCUCUGAGCCCUCCCUCCCAUGGCUCUUUGGUCUGCUCUGAUCCCCAUAAAGAGUUCAGCUUUGGUUCUCACUGCAUUUCAACCUGUGAGGAGGGUUUCCUCCUGAAUGGGACGGCUGACACAGAGUGUACUUCUCUUGGCACAUGGAGCACGGACAUCCCACAUUGUUUGGCCAAAAGAUGUCCAAAUCUGAGCUUUCCCUCUCAUGGCUCCUUUAUCUGCUCUGAUCCUUACAAGGUGUUCAGUUUUGGUUCACUGUGCACAUCAACAUGUAAGGAGGGCUUUGUACUGGAUGGGACAGCUAAUACUGAGUGCACCUCUCUGGGCAUAUGGAGCACAGACAUCCCACGUUGUUUGGCUAAGAAAUGUCCCGCUCUCAGUUCUCCCUCCCAUGGCUCCUUACUCUGCUCUGAUCCUCAUCAAGAGUUCAGUUUUGGUUCUCGAUGCACAUCCACCUGUGAGGAGGGUUUCCUCCUGAAUGGGACAGCUGACACUGAAUGCACCUCUCUUGGUACAUGGAGCAAAGACAUCCCACGUUGCUUGGCUAAGAGAUGCCCCACUCUGAAGUCCACCUCUCAUGGCUCCUUAGUCUGCUCCGCUCCUCAUGGGGAGUUCAGUUUUAGUUCUCAGUGCUCAUCUACCUGUGAGGAGGGUUUUCUACUGAAUGGGGCGGCUGACACUGAGUGCACCUCUUUGGGCACGUGGAGCAGAAAAAUGCCCCACUGUCUGGCUCAGCCAUGCCCCCUGCUGGCUAAGGCUCCACAACAUGGUAGGAUGAACUGCAGCAACCCAUACUCCUCUUUUAGCUUCGGCUCCCACUGUGACUUUGACUGCAAUGAGGGCUUCUGGCUGAGAGGAACACCAACUAUGACAUGCAACACCUCAGGCCACUGGAGUCAAGAUCUGCCCACCUGCCAGCCGGUGCAGUGUGAGGCCAUUAGUGCCUUGUCUUCAUCCCUGUCUAUGAACUGCUCCCAUCCUCUGGGGAAUUUCAGCUUUGGCUCCCAGUGUCUUUUCACUUGUGGAGGAGGAUCCUCCCUGAAUGGCACAGAGGUGCUGUCUUGCUCCUCCACUGGGUUUUGGAACGACAGCCUGCCUAUCUGCAUAGGAGAUAUGCCAGUGGGGACUGCCAUGCUGCUGUCGACGAGUGCAGGAGCAACCUACAUUCUCUUGCCACUUGUCCUGAUUGGACUGGCUUUGUUCGCUUUAAUGCGAUUAAAGAAAAAAAAAAAGAAUGUCAUGUAUGUGCCAGCAUGGGGGGAGCAUGAGAAUCCAGCAUUUGAAUCUGAGGCCUGAGUUUUGCAGCAAAUCAUUUCAUACACUGAAGCCCAAUGCUUGCUGUUAUUAUACAAAGCUUGGUAGUUAUUGGUGCGAGAAGAUUACAGUGGAAUAAGAGCUUUACGUUAAGAGUGAUUUCAGUUUCCUCAGACAAUCCUUAAAAUGUAGAUAAUAAUGCACAUUUUGUAUGCAAACCUUGAAUUAUUUUGUUAAAAACACAAAGCUGGGUGCAGCUUGUGCUUGCUCUUGUAUAUUGCUUGAUUGUCAAUAAACUAUCAACGGUU
Molecule: messenger RNA, 5099 nt
Organism: Epinephelus moara (kelp grouper)
Lineage: Eukaryota; Metazoa; Chordata; Actinopteri; Perciformes; Serranidae
Gene: sele
Product: selectin E
Exons: 28
Coding region: 106-4833 (1575 amino acids)
Biological process (GO): cell adhesion
Cellular component (GO): membrane
Molecular function (GO): calcium ion binding
Source: RefSeq, a predicted model, not a curated record